AGUACCGGGAAUCAUCCGAGGAACUGGACAGCAAACACCUCAAUGUCUUUGGUGGAAUAUUUAAACGCGACUAAAUACGACAAGACUGUCAGGCCGAAGUUCGGAUCAGGUGAGAAAAGUCGCGGUAGGUUGACAGGCUACCUUUAAUUACACCUGAAAAAAAGUCAGGGAAAAUAAUAAAAUGAAGAUGACAAGAGGAAGUUGGAGAAGGAACAAAAGAUACAGUAGUUUUCAAUUGAUAUCCUUGCAUAGCCAGUGGACGGAUCUAAGACUCGGCCGAACCACUCCUUUUUCUGUGAAAUUUUGUAUCUUUUUAAAGAAUUCUAACUAAAAUAAAUUAAUACAUGUAGUAUUUUAUAUGGCUGGCAAGUGUCCCGGCUCCCCCUUUCUGAAUUUUUCUGUGGAUCCGCCCCUGUAGGCAGCCGCGUAUGUUAUAAAGAAGCAUGCUAUGGUAAGCCGUAAGAAAAUCACGGUUAUAUAAUUCUCUUUUGGCUCUACCACUAAAGUAUCGCAGUUGCUUUUUUUACGUUUUUAUCAUUAUGUUUUGUCAAUAAUAGGAAAACCCACGGAGGUUUUUCUCGACCUGUACGUGGAGACAUUUGGAAAUAUCAAAGAAGUAAAUAUGGUAAGACCAGCCAGGAGCAAAUAGCUAAAAUAUUAAUGUUUUUUUGCCAGCUCUGCGUCGAUCUGUGGGGAGGAAGAAAACGGAGACGCAGAAAACAAAAAAUUUGAUAGAGAUUUUUCCACAUUUAAAUGAUAAAUUUUGCUGAGCUAAACAAAGAGCUGGAAAAAAAGGAAUAUAUAGAAAAGCUGUACCAAGUUUUUGGUAUUUACUUCGUGUACUGGACACAGAUGACUUAAAACAAAAGAAAAAAAACCAUGCCGGAAACAGUACCAAACAGAUUUUACCCUGAACAGAAAACAAAGAGGUCUUUUGUUUUACGUCAUCUGUGUCCGGUACACGCAGUAAAGGCAAAGUUUUUGUUAUCCAAUUUAAUGGGUUCUGUCACGGAAUUUUACUUGUCGUAUUGUAAUUAUGAGAAGUACCAUAGGACAGGUAGACUAAAAAUGAAUUAGCGCUUUGAAAAGAAUCAAUUCAGUAAUCUGAAAAAGAAUAUCAUAGCCAGGGGCGUAGCCAGUCAUUUUGCUCCUUUUUAUGCCCAAGCUUUAGAACUGCAAGGGCGAAAAACCAAGAAAACCGUAAAUAGAUUAGUGUAUGCUUCAAAUAAUUUGCUAAAGGACUAAAUUUUUUAGUUUCAACAGAAAAGACCUGUCGUUUUCUCGUUUUUUUAGGAAUUCCCUGUUUUUAUGUAUUUUCGUCAAAUGUGGUAUGAUAAACGCAUCUCUGAAUAUGUGAACUCAAGUGUCAGCCUUCAGCGCGAUGAGAUCAAGUCUCUAUGGUUUCCAGACACCUUCUGUUAUAACGCGAAGAAAUCUGACCUCAUGCUCCCAGAUACGGAGGUCCAUAGCGUGAUUAGGAUUGAUCCAGAUGGCCUUGUGUUUUACAGCAGGAGGUUAGUUCUGCCCUACCAAACCUUUCUAGUGAUUUUUAAAAAGAGCGUUAGGGUAACCUCGUUCCCAAGAUUCUCUGCUAUCUGUCGGGUAGGAGAGAACCCAGUAUAUAUAAUGUAUAGAAAAGUUGAGAUGAAUUCUGGGCUAAUUAUUUGUCUAUAAUUUAAAAUGCGUGUCCACAGGUAUUAUUUUGCUUAUAAAAAUGGCGUGCACACAAAAUUCAAUACCGAAGAGCAGUUGCGCGUCUACGUGACUCGACCUGAAUCUCAUGACUUGCCAUCAUCAGUUCAUUCAGUUUAUAACCAGUGAGCCGAUGAAACCAUUGACACUGGGACCAAGUCCAUUGUGAAGUCAUAUGUUCGCAUGAAUUCACCACUUUAGAUACGGGAAAAAGACUGGGUCGAGUUAGCUCUCGCAAAGGCCUCUGGGACUGUUAACAACAACAAAAAAAAAACUAGCCAAUAGCUUAUCAGCGCGUCCCCAGCAACCAUCCCAGAAACAAUUGUGGGACGCAUCUCGACUCCAGUUCCCCUCUCUUUUCUCAAGUAGCGAAUUGUAGCAGCCAGGAUACUUAAGAGACAAAAGCGCUUUAUUUAAUCGGGGUUGAUACUUUGAAGGUAAAAAAAAAAACACACUUACAGUUACCCAUCGAUAUUUUUCGCCUUGUUAGUUCGCAGAUUGUUGCCUCGUGCGAAAUGGACCUACUUGACUUUCCUAUGGACACACAGCUUUGCAAACUAACGUUCGGAAGUUGUAAGUUUAUGUUUCCUCAUUCUUUCCUCGAACAUGGUAUGCGUUGCGUGCCUGGCUAUUAAAUAAAAGGUCAUUUUGUGAAGUACAAGGCAUAUUGACUGAAUAGCUAAUUGAAAUACGAAGAAGGAUGUUCAAUAAGUUAUUCAAGCACAAAGGUGUACAGGCACCCCUGACAUUAAGCAUGGUUUUCCUUGAUGAAUGCCGCGUCAGAGAGGAAAUUAAAGUUACCGAUCGAAAACUUGGCAUUUCGGGAAGGCUUUGCCAUGGGAAGAGAUUGUCAGAGUAGGAGGUCUUCUGUUUUAGAUACUGACCAUGUGUUUGGUCAAAAAAGAAGAGUGAAGAAGAACCAGGCCGAGAUUGGUGAGCAGAUAAGAUUGAUCCAUCUUGUCUUGGGCUUAGGUGCUGAACAGAGUUCUGGAUUUGCUUCAUCUUAAAUGAACGUGGCUUCCUUAUGGGACUUCAUCAUCCUUCACGGGGGCAAAGGAUACAUAUUCUUUCCAUUUUGCCUUUCUGUCCUGUCAUAGCCCAUAGUUAGCACCAACUUAAAACAUGGUCGAAGGGGAAGGACAAAAUACCAUCAUAAGAACCGAUCGACAUAUCCAAGGACAUCUCUACAGAGACAGGAGCGUGCCAUUUAACUGUCCUUGCGACUUAAAUCUUUAGAAAAUUUUGGCAAAAUGGCAAGUACCCAGCUUAACAAUUACGAAACAGAGUUAAAUUCUUGAAACAGAGUAUUAAGUAAAACAAGUCUUAAAGAAACCUGAUAAAACAGGAAGAAGGAAAUAGGGCUUUUUUAAAUAUCUGAAUACUUUGCAUUAGCAUCACAGCUCUUGAUCCAUUUAAUGCCGAGUUUUUUAUCCUCAGAUGGUCACCCAGACAGCGAUAUUCUUAUUAUUUGGCGGAAUUCCACUGUUGAAAUCGGCAACAAAGAAAUGGCCCAGUUUUCCGUUGGAGAUGCUACCUUGUCGACCAAAACUAACCAAUUUGUCAGCGGUGAGAGAACUUAUAUUAAUACUUUACUGGCCUGGGAGCAUACUUUAUAUGCAGUAUCUGCUGAAUAAGUUCUUUUGCAAAGUCAAAUUCAAAUUCAUUAUUUUCGUACGAGAUUCAUACUAUCAUUAAACCGUUAAACCCAGGGGGAUUAUUUAUUUUGAAAACAUUUGUUGGGGGGGGGGGGGUUAAUAACUACGGGGGACUUAUUUGAGAGCUUAUCUAAUUUAGCGAAGAUGGUGGUAUCAGUUCUCUAUAAAGAACUAUUUAUUUAUUUAUUUAUUUAUAACAACUUUAUUUGUAAUAAUCAAUACAAAAAGGCUGCCAUCAGGGAGGAACUGAAUCCUCAUGUAAGAUGACCCCCUAAAAAUAUCUACAAAGCUAUUAAGGAAAUAUAAGUCAGAUAAAACUAUUAUAAUGUAAGGAGAAAUGUAAAAGAUAUCACUAAAAUAUAUUUAAUGGAGUUAUUAAAAAUUAUCUAAUUAUCAAAUUAAAUAUGCAAUCGCAGCAAGUUUAUGUUCAUUACUUACUAGUUAAAAAGUGUUCUCUUAAGCCCUUUUUAAAUUUUGACAAUGAAUCGGCACAUAUUAGAGAAUCUGGUAACGAGUUCCAUUUAUCUAUAUAUCUAUGCCAGAAAGAGAAUUUUAAAAUAUUAGAAAGAGAAUUUUAAAAUAUUAAAAAUUUUAAAAAUAUUUAAAAAUAUUUUAAAGUAUUAGAAUACAGAGUGGAAAAGCUCGAGUACAAGAAGUUGGAGGUCAUGCAGCCGAGGAUCAUAACCAAAUCCGAACUUCCAACACGCAAGUAAACCAUCCCGGAUCAGUCUAAAUGAAGUUUUACAAUGGUGUUUUAUUAAUAGAGCAAUUUUCAAUUGAGUGUUGAAAGUAAUCCAGGAUUGAAUUGGUUUUGCUUUACUGUGCUGUUUUAUUGGUCUAGAAAACUCGCGCCACCCUCUCAGCCAAUCAGAUGUAAACUAAAACCAAUCGCUCCUUGGUCACUCGCGUUUUCCCGCGCUACAGGCCGGUUACACGCGUUUACUUCGAGUUGUCAUUGGCUUCCUCUGAUAAUUUCCUUCACUCUGAUUGGCCGUUGUGAUUACUUUGGUUUUGGUCUUCGACACUCAAUUGAAAAGCGCUCUAGACUCUAUCAUUUAUCGGUGACGAAUAAUAAGGGGAGAAGGGUGGUGGGCUUAAAAGAGAGGAAGGGCCUUGAGUUUUUCCCCUGAAAAGGGGAGACUUAUUAGAGAGGAGAACUUAUUUGAGAGAGGGGUUUAAUGGAGGAUUGACGUUAUUCACAAACAUGCUAUUACCUUUCUCAUCUAGGGAACUUCACAUCGUUAACAGUCACCUUUCCUUUCAAGCGCCGCAUGGGGUAUUACAUCAUCCAGGUGUAUAUACCAUGUGUAUUUUUGGUCAUGCUCAGUUGGAUCGUGUUCUGGAUGAGACCAGAUGACAGCGCUAGUCGGUUAACCGUCGGAAUCACAACUAUUCUAACCAUUGUAUUCUUACUCGGCUACACAAAUGGAAUGCUUCCCAAGGUAUUUUAGCUAUAAGCUCUCCCUUUGUGUAAGCUUUUACUAGGCAUUAACAAAGAGAAAAUAGUCAGUGAAGAGAAGUCAACUCAUGCCUAUUUAUUUUUAAGAUUCUAUUUUUAGAAUCGGUACAGAUGUUUUCGCAAUUAUGUAUCUUUGUGUUAAAAUUACAUUUAAUUAUAUAAAUUAAGAUAGUUCUGGCAAUGCUUCUAGACUCCUUCUUGACGAGCAUAUGCUUUUGUGUAUUGAAAUGGUUUAAAAAGAAAACAACAAAACAUCUGACACCAAUGUAUAAAGGUAAUCUUCUGACCUCUUCGGAUAUGAUCGUGUCCUACGUAAAAUCCUGGCGCUCUCAUAAAACUUACUCCUUCGACUCCAAAAAAAAGGUGCAGACAAAUGUUUAACGAAUGGUAAAACAAAUUCUGAAGCUUGUUUUAAGGGGCCGCUUAGACGCUAACACCAAUAUUUGUUAAUAUGCUCUGUUUAUCCUAGUUUAAUUUUCGUGCGUAAGGGCUUCUUGUGCUCUUGUGCAAAGAGCACAUUUAGAAUCACUCCGUCUUCCUAUGUAGGUGAAUCCAAGCAGUCUUAAAUUCUGGAUUCCACGCUGUGGGUUGCGAAUUACAGCAUUUGAUAGUGGGAUAGACUGGAUUUCGGAUUCCCUGUCAGUAGAUCUUGGAUUCUGUUUUCCAAUCGUAAGCGGGAUUCCGGAUUUCUUGAAUUGUAUUCCGGAUUCUGAAGCCCAGGAUUCCUGAUUUUACAAGCUAAAAUUUUCCGGGUUCCGGAAUACUUAUUGCCUUACAUGGGGUGAUCUCUGGACUGUGUGUAUGUUCUAGGUGAGUUACGUCAAAGGAAUGGAUUGGUACCUUAUGGUUUGUUUUACGAUCAUUUUCCUGAGUCUAUUGGAGUGCAUUGUGGUGGAUAGACUGUGGAGAGCUAGUAGUGAAAAACAUCCAACGAAAAAGGGUCUGCAAAAAAGAAACAGGUGACGAGGGCAGAAAAGGUACGAUAAAUAAAAACACUUGCUAAUUUUAACCUUAGAACUAAUAUAAAUCAAUAAGUAAGGAUUAUAGACAAAUGGGCGACAAUUUUUCAUGGUUUAUAGAAAGCAUGUCAAAAUGUUUAAAUCUUAAGUGGAAAGUCCACUGCAAAACCUUCUACACUCUCUCUUAACGGACACCCCGCCAAUACUUGGGCUGACAAGGGCCUGUUUAUAUGAUGUGAGACAGUCCCGUCAGACGGGCUGGCCCACCUUACCGCCGGCAAGUAAUGCCUCUUUCCUUUUAGCAAUAUCUCGUUUCGCGUUUGUAUGAAAAGGCGCACGUUGGCUGAAUUGUCGAGAUCUCGGCAAGCCGGGUUGAAUAUAUAUUAUAUACAUGUAUAUGCUCUAGCCGCCACUUUGCCAGCCUAAAUGACUGUCGCAUGUGCAUGAAAAUUCAAGUCGAAAUUAUCCCGAUAUAAGACAGUGGCAGAAAAAUGCAAAAUCAUUUUAAUUCAGUGCCAAAAUGGUCACAUGACCAAUUCCAGUGCUGUUGCGGGCUGAUCAGCCCACCAACCCAAGGCUGGCUGCUCACCUCCAAAUCAAAAACAGGCCCCAAGACAAAGUGUUCCCGUCUUGGAGAGAAAGAGAGUGUACAAAUGUGUUUGCUGAAGAAAUAUUUACGUAAUGAAUAUGUUCUGGUCUUAAGUUUGAGAUAGUACCGACUUUGGCACAGCUCAUCAUCAUUUUCUUGACUUUCAACAUGAUGGGUUUAAAAAACGCGAAUUCUUAGUACGAUUCACUUUUUCCUUUAUUUUUGUGAUGCUAUUUUCACCCUAGGGCUCGACGAAGAACAGACAUGGGCUAAACUUUCGCUACGUGUCCGGCGUUCAGAUCUUACGAUCGAAAAAAACAGAUACAGCCACUCAGACGACGAACAGUGGAGACUUUUGGAACGUGGACGAUCACGAACAGGCGUGCGACAUAACACAAGAAAAGUAUAAGCACUUGAGCCUCGAUCAGAUGGAGCGGCCUCUACCAAUGGAGACCUUGAUCGAAAGUGACCAAGAAAGCAUGCAUUAUGACACAGUUGUUCGCUGUUUUGUGAAGCGAAACUCUUGUCCCAUGGAACCGUCAGCCAAAGUUGACAAGGCCAGUCGUGUACUUUUCCCUUUGACGUUUUUGGUGUACAAUAUCGCGUAUUGGUUGACCUACUACUACGAAAUUAGAAUUUUGUCUAAAAGAAUUUAA
This is a messenger RNA of Porites lobata, 7010 nucleotides long. NCBI's taxonomy places the organism in Eukaryota, Metazoa, Cnidaria, Anthozoa, Scleractinia, Poritidae. The record is from the annotation of a GenBank genome assembly.